AUGACAACAAAAAAAUUAAUCAACAUAACUGCACCUCUUCUAUCUUCUGAACCUUUUACCACUGUCGUAGCUGGCUGCUCCAACGUAGCUCCCAUCCUCCGGACUCCAGCCAAUGUUGUUGUUACAGCAAUUCGACGGAGCCGUAUUCUGAGGAAGCGAAUUUGGGUCAGCAAUAGAGCUUUUGUACUCUUGGAGCAGCUUUCGUUAUAGCCUAUUCAACAGAACAGGCUGCAAAUUUGCAGUAUCUGACAGACAUUCUAACUGGGGUUAAAUUGCAAAAAUAUGUAGAAAAUAGUUGAGUUGGUGCUGGCUUCCUAAUAAAGUGGAAGGGUUUUCGGUUCGCUCAUGAUAUAUACAUGGAGUAUCAGAUGCUGCAGAUGGUGAAAAUGGUUUGGAAGUUUUAUGUUCCCUCAAAAGUGGGAGUAUUCGGAUGGAGGUUGCUUCAACAAUGGUUUCCAACUAGAGAGGCACUGCUAAAUAUAGAGGCAUUCUUAAAGACCCACAUAGCCUUUGCUGUGUUUUUUGCUUUAGAGAGUUGGAAACAUACUUUCAUUUAUUUGCAAGUUGUCAGUGGGUCUUAGAAUUGUGGAAUUAGAUCCACAAUUGGUUGGGAAAUGGGAAUCACUACUGUGGCUGAAAGUGAUGUGGUGUUAUGUUUUGAAGACUUUAAACUAGUAGAUAGCAGGGGAGUGCUUAGUUGUGUAGUUGUCUUCAUGUAAUAGACCACUCCUGUAAGGUUUUGUGAUUUUGAUUUUGUGAGCUGCUUUCUAGCACUGAUUUGGUGAGAGCUUUGCAACCUUUCACAGAAGGUGUUCUUAUGGGGAAUUUGUGUCUUGUAAUUUACUCGAUGGUUGCAUAGGUUAUACUGAAUAUACUGAAUUUUGAUCAUUUUAUUAGAGCUUGUUACUAAGGCAAAGUACAAACAAAUGACAUGGACCUUUCUCCCAUGAUUUUUUUUCUUUCUGUCUUCUGUCAUUACCUCUUUGAUUGAGCUUUACUAGAUCAACAUGCACUUCGAAUUGAACAUCGUUUUACUUUUUUUUAAGGUCAAAUGGCACCAAGAUGGAAAGGAAAAGAUGCAAAAUCAAAAAAGGAUGCAGAAGCCGAGGCACUUAGAGAACCCAUGUCAAUGAUUAUAUCACAACUUCAGUCUUCUUUAGUUCAAUCAAAUACUUGUGGAUUUCUCUCUGAUAAUUGUGUACACUUAGCAGUGCAAGCAGAACAACUUGACCUGCUUGAUAAAUCAUGCUUUGGUCGACCUGUGAGAACAGUUGAAAAGGACAUGUACUGGUUUCAAUUAACCUUGGAGGAAGCAUUCUACCUAUGUUAUUUCUUGAAAUGCCUCAAGAUUAAUGGUGGUGCUGACACUGGUCCCUCAAAUGAUGAACAACUGUGGCGUUACUUCAAGUCCAAGAAAGAAGCAUUCCCUUGCUUUUACAAGGCUUAUUCUCACCUUCGAAUGAAAAAUUGGGUAGUGAGGUCAGGGGCUCAGUAUGGUGUAGACUUCAUUGUCUAUCGCCAUCAUCCGGCACGGGUGCAUUCUGAGUACGGUGUACUUGUUCUAUCACAUGACAAUGAUGAUGAUCCAAAUGGAAGAUUAAGAGUAUGGUCUGAUGUUCAUUGCUCAACUCGACUUCUAGGAAGUGUUGCAAAAACCUUAUUAGUUUUGUACAUUAAUAAAAAUGGUCACAGUGAUGAGUCUCCAUUAUGUUUGGCAAACUAUACCAUUGAAGAACGUACAAUCUCCAGAUGGAGUCCAGAACAAUGCCGUGAAAGAUCCAUAUAGACAUUUCAUAUUCUUAAUAUUAUUAUCCCCUUGGGCAUAAUUUAAUUACUGUUUCUUUUUGUUCUAGGAUCUCUAAACACAACAGAAAAUUCUCAAUUCGCCCAUAAUUAAAUUUGAAGGUUAGUCUU
This is a messenger RNA of Trifolium pratense (red clover), 1914 nucleotides long. RefSeq names its product tRNA-splicing endonuclease subunit Sen2-1-like. Gene Ontology annotation, biological process: tRNA-type intron splice site recognition and cleavage; tRNA splicing, via endonucleolytic cleavage and ligation. The transcript is spliced from 2 exons. The coding region runs from base 1052 to 1786 and encodes 244 amino acids. Gene Ontology annotation, cellular component: tRNA-intron endonuclease complex. Gene Ontology annotation, molecular function: nucleic acid binding; tRNA-intron lyase activity. The record is from RefSeq and is a predicted model, not a curated record. NCBI's taxonomy places the organism in Eukaryota, Viridiplantae, Streptophyta, Magnoliopsida, Fabales, Fabaceae.